This is a messenger RNA of Anopheles gambiae (African malaria mosquito), 3414 nucleotides long. It is a transcript of the gene Sap-r, whose product is annotated as prosaposin. The record is from RefSeq and is a predicted model, not a curated record. Bases 321 to 3344 code for a protein of 1007 amino acids. Gene Ontology annotation, biological process: sphingolipid metabolic process. Gene Ontology annotation, cellular component: lysosome. Lineage: Eukaryota; Metazoa; Arthropoda; Insecta; Diptera; Culicidae. The transcript has 5 exons.
GCUUUGAACACGACCGUGAGGAAGGAUGUUUUUGAUGCUACAUGGUUUUAACUAUCUUGCAAGCUGCUUCCCAAUAAAACAUCAAACUUGGUACCAAAAGUGCAUGUGCAACUACUGAAACGAGACGUAAUUUAGGAAGUUGUGUGAAUUGCUCUCAAAGUGAUAAUUAAAUUGGUCCUGUGUAUGAUUAAAUUCGUAUUUAAGAAAAUUUCAACAUAUUCUCUUCGUUAGCACGGUGUAGCCGUGUCUUAGGUCAUUUUUUUAAUUGGUUGGUUCAUUAUUUGCGUCUUUGGAAAUUGUAUUUGGCGUUAUCGGUGAUAAUGAAGUCUCGUUUGCUGGGGCUUGUUUGCCUUGUUAUGCUGGCAAUAAAUCCCGUGCAAUCUUCACCCGUAAAACAAACAAUUAACGGCAACAAAAGUCUGUUAGGUGCUAAGGAAUGCACUUGGGGGCCAUCUUACUGGUGUUCUAAUAUCGAGAAUGCUAAGACAUGUGCCGCUGUAUCACACUGUAUUCAAACAGUUUGGGAAAAGCAGCACUAUCCGGUGGAUAAUGAUGAGAUCUGCAACAUUUGUCUGGACAUGGUGAAGCAGGCACGUGAUCAACUGGAGAGCAAUGAAACGCAGGCCGAUUUAAAAGCCGUCUUCGAAGGUUCCUGCAACUUGAUUCCGAUAAAGUUAGUGAAAAAAGAAUGUCGCAAAUUAGCUGACGAUUUUAUACCCGAGUUAGUGGAGGCUCUCGCUUCGCAAAUGAAUCCAAACGCUGUAUGCAGCGUAGCUGGGCUAUGUAACAAUGCCGCCAUUGAUAAACUAUUAUCAGAGAUGAUAGUAUUAAACCCUGAACAGGAAGUACAAGGCAUUGAAGCGAAUGAGAGGGAACCUGCAGUAACUGGUGAUACAUUCAACUGUGACGAGUGCCAUACGAUUUCCAACCUAAUUCAAAAACGCUUCCGUUCGACUGAUCGGGAUAGCGUUUUGGAGAGUAUUCUACAAAUCUGCGGCAAAAUGUCAUCAUAUUCGGAUGCUUGCUCGAACAUUGUGCUGACAUACUUUGGGGUGAUGUAUGAGCAUUUGGAACGUAAUUUAAAAGUAGAAGGCGUGUGUCAUCUUAGUGGAGUUUGCGCAGCGCAGUUCCAUCUACAUGAAAAUAACAAACGAAAAGAUCUGAUUGAGGCGAGAUCAAUGGGAGAUGUCGGUAGACUACGAGUGGCUGGCGACGAUGUUCCGUGCAAACUAUGUGAGCAAUUGGUGGAUCAUUUGCGCGAUGUUUUGAUUGCGAAUACGACCGAGCUAGAGUUUAAAGAGGUAUUGGAGGGUCUGUGUAAUCAGACCAAGAGUUUUGCCGAUGAAUGCCAUAGUCUUGUUGAACAAUACUAUCGUGAAAUCUAUGAGACCUUGGUGAACAAUCUGAAUAGCAACGAUGCGUGUUUCAUAAUUGGUAUCUGUCCGAAGGAAGACGGUGUGGUCAGUGAUGGCACAGUCAUGCCAUUGUUAUCGGUGGCAGUUGCGGAUCGACAUGAACGGACCGAGAUGUACCAACGAAUGAAUCGCCCAUUGCUAGGACAUAACGAACUUAUACUGUCGGCAUCAGAAGUGCAGCAGGCUCAGCUACCGAUUGAUCGUAUUAUGAGUGCACCUAGCGGCCUAAACUUGAUCGAGAACGGCAAAUUCUGCACAUUGUGCGAGUACUUUAUGCAUUUCGUACAGGAAGCAUUAAGCGAACCAGCAAAUGAGGAUGAAAUUAAAAAAGUAAUCGAAGUCACAUGUAAUCGAUUGCCGUCGUCUAUUCGCGGUGAAUGCCAUAACUUUGUAGAUGUUUACGGCGAUGCAGUUAUAGCACUACUUAUUCAAUCGAUAAAUCCGCGCCAGAUUUGUCCAACUUUGAAGAUGUGUCCAUCUGCCAGCUUAGAUGUCGAGAUAUUUGCUCCAGCCCCGGUCGAGGUAUCCAUUACAGCGCGGGGUGAUAAAGACAAACCAACUUGUCCACUCUGCCUUUUUGCGGUUAGUCAGCUGGAGGAGUCGGUUAAAACAGAUCGAUCGAAGGAAAAUAUCAAGAGUGCAUUGAAUAAACUUUGCACGCACUUGUCACCCAAGCUACGCCUGGAAUGCAAUGAUUUUGUUGACACAUAUACAGCUGAACUUGUCGAAAUGCUUGCAUCUGAUUUCACACCCCAAGAAAUCUGUGUUUUCCUGAAGCUUUGCGUUGACCAACGCCCAGAUCUUAGUCUUCUUGGUAUGGAACUUGACUAUGAGAAGCGUUCAUCGCACCAAAAGUCAGACAUAUUAGUAUCCUCAUCGGGUGACAUUGAGACAAAUGAAAUACCUGACAUUACUGUCAACGGAGAAAUUACGAUUGAUCACACACUGAUGAGUAGUUCACCUGAGUGUCUUGUUUGCCAGGAGAUGGUCAAAGAAGUCGAGAAACGGGUGCAAAAUAAAAAAAGCAAGGAACAAAUUAAACAGGCUCUAGAACACGCAUGUGAUCGUCUGCGGAAAUAUAAGACCAAGUGUGAGAAAUACAUCGAUCAGCAUAGUGACCAAAUCAUUGAUCUGGUAAUGAAACAGCUUUCUCCAAAGGAAAUUUGCAACGCGUUGGGAUUCUGUAUUCCUGCUCAAGAAAUCAUCGAUGACUUAGUAAUAGAUGAGGCGCUAUUCGAAUACUUCGGGGAAGAUGGAGUCAUAAAAAUUACUAAGGAUUUUUUGAUUUCAUCAAAGCGUGUCGAUACAGGUUUCGAGAAGAAUCAACCAGCUCAGUGUGCAAUCUGUGAAUUCAUAAUGGUCAAGCUAGAAUCGGAACUAGCUGACAAUAAAACUCGUACUGAAAUCGAAAACGCUGUUCGAACCGUUUGUGAUAAGAUGCCAGGCACAAUUACCAAACAAUGCGACAAAUUGAUUGAUCAAUAUGGCGAGUUCAUCAUCAAAUUCCUGCAGACGUUACCACCUAAAGCAAUUUGCACCCAACUGGAUUUAUGUAAAGAACAACUAAGUCGCUUAAAGCAAUCUGAACUUGAAAUUGUAAAAUGCGCUGUUUGUCACGGCGCUGUUAAGAAUCUUUAUGAAUUGAUGGCUAACGAUGACAUAAAAGGCCAUGUAAUGAACCAUGUGAAUAGUGUUUGUAAUUCACUUCAGGGAGAUUACUUCACGCUAUGUGAGAAGCUGUUCACUAUGUAUGGUAUAGAUAUGAUGUACCAGCUGAAGCAUUCCAUUCAAAAGGAAUACGUGUGCAUUAACAUCAAUAUGUGCAGUAAGUCAACACUGCUGACACUUCCAGAAUUCGCUUCAGACGAGCAUGCUGUGGAUCAAUCUUUUAAAGCGCGUGUAGAAAAUGAGGAAACUAUGUUAGUCUGAAUAAGCUAAUGUAGUUUGGGAUCGGCAUCCUGGCGGAAAAAUAAAUCUAAUGCACUUAAGUGCAAGGUAA